GUUUUGAAUCAUGGCUCAAUUAUUUUCAGACCUCGAACAGGACAUCAAAGGAAAGAUUGUCACCGCAUCUGAUGAAUUUGCCUACGAAAACGAGGUGAACAAAUCUUGGAAUGCAGUUAACAGGAAUAGACGUCCGUUGGCCUUUGUCAAAGUCAAAGGAAAAGAAGAUGUGAAAAAGAUUGUAAGAUUUUGCGCAAAACACGAGCUUGAAGUCUGUGUAUAUAAUGGAGGAACAAGUGCUUUCUGCAUGAAAGAUGAAGCUGUUGUAAUAGACUUGUCAACAAUGUGCAAUGUCCAAGUGGAUGCAGAAAAUAAGACUGCAAUUAUUGAAGGAGGUGCAAAAGUGGCUGAUGUAAAUGAAGCAUUAGGCAGGCAUGACUUUGUCAUACCACUUGGAAGCUUUUCGCAACUGGGCGUGGCUGGUAUGACUCUUAAUACAGGAGGACAGGGUUUCCUGUCUAAACGUUUUGGGAUGACAUGUGAUAAUGUCUUAGAAUUUGACCUUGUGCUUGCCAGUGGAGAGUUGAUUAAGGUCAGCGCAGAUGAACAUCCAGAGCUUUUCUGGGGGAUGAAAGGCCAUGGGUCAAGUUUUGGGAUUGUUACAUCCAUGAAAUUYCAGCUCAAUGUCAUGUCCAGUCAAGUGGUUGCAGGCUCCAUGUACUUCCCAUUUUCUCGGGCAAAAGAUGUAGUUAAGAUGUCCCGUGAUUAUUCUGUUGAAGCAGAUGACAAUUGUCUUUCUUUUUAUAUGUUGAUUCACAUUGGGCCAACAGGCCCUGAGAUGAUAGUCAGGGUGCAUUACUCUGGAACUCUUCGACGAGGAGGUGAAAUUGUACAAGAUCUUGUUGACCUUACUCACCCCUACAAGUUUAGUUGUGGACCUGUCAAUCACUGCGACUUUCAAAAACAAGGAGAUCUUCUGCUGCCAAGUGGAAGAUUCAACUAUAAUGUUCCAGGUCAUAUCCUUUCAGAGCUAAAAGAUGUCAUAAUAGAUAACAUUUUCAGCUGUGUUGAAGACAUUGGAACUGACCACUUUCUGGCUGGUACCAUUGUUUACAUGGCUGAGAACUUUGGUGGAAAAGACUGUGAAGUUGGAUAUGAAGAGAGCUCAUUUCCAUUUCGAAAUAAUGCCAGAUACUGGAUUGGAAUUAAUGCAUCGACUAAGAAAGAAGAAAACUUUGAAGCUGUGAAGGACUGGGGCAACCACUUCCAGGACAUUAAUUCAGAGUAUGGAAUUCCACCUUUUGAUGGAGGAGAUGCAGAACAGAUUAUGGACAAAGUGAAGAGACUUAAACAACAAUACGACCCAAAUAACAUGUUCCACAAUAAUUUUGUCGCAAUAGAUGAUUCAGAAUAAAUUGGUGUUUUGCAAACUUGGA
This is a messenger RNA of Exaiptasia diaphana, 1376 nucleotides long. RefSeq names its product FAD-linked oxidoreductase DDB_G0289697. Gene Ontology annotation, molecular function: FAD binding. Bases 11 to 1354 code for a protein of 447 amino acids. The record is from RefSeq and is a predicted model, not a curated record. The transcript is spliced from 9 exons. Lineage: Eukaryota; Metazoa; Cnidaria; Anthozoa; Actiniaria; Aiptasiidae.